Molecule: messenger RNA, 2332 nt
Organism: Fimicolochytrium jonesii
Lineage: Eukaryota; Fungi; Chytridiomycota; Chytridiomycetes; Spizellomycetales; Powellomycetaceae
Exons: 2
Coding region: 125-2059 (644 amino acids)
Source: RefSeq, a predicted model, not a curated record
UGGGGAAAGCCCACGCGUCACCCAGUGUCAACACAGGCCAUCGCAAAAACGUUCGUACUGAAUCUGGACCAACAGCGACAAAACGUUUUGAAUAUCCGAAAGCUGAAAAGCGGCAUAUUAGAGUAUGAACGACGGCAACGGCGAAGGAGCUGUGGAUACAGUCGGCCCUCAGGGGAGCAGUGAGAACGGUGAAGCCACAGCCAACCUCUCGACGCUGGCCCGUACGCCAACCCAAUUUCUGGAGCACCAAAGAGAAUCUUCUGCUGUAAUCAAGAAUGGCCGACCCAGGAGCCUACCCCCUUCUCCAACUGACAUGCUGCUUGUUCGCUACGCCGGAUGGCUCUCGUUCUUAAGGUUGCUCAUCGUUCAGUUCGACGAGCAGAGUUCGCUUGAAAGAACGCUUGCGCAGGGUCAUGCAAGAGCUGUAAAGUCUUGGACUAGCCACCCGUUGAAGGAGAUUGAAUCCGCUUUCGAUGCUCACGCUUCUCGCAAUGCAUCGGAUUCUGCUUCCGCUGAAAACACCACCCCUACAUCCUCAAUCCACGAUCUCACAAAGCACAUCCGCGAUGCGAACAGCCAGUUGGCCUCAAAUCACGAUGCGCUAUAUCAGGUUCUGGCAAAUCAAACGCUCCCAGCUUUGCGGUCUUUGGAGAAGGACGUGCAUCAACGGAUGUCCGCGAUGCUUUCCGAAGAAAAGGAGCGAAGGAGGCAAAGAGACAAGGAUGAAAGGAAGUUGAAGUCUUUGAUCGAGAAGCUGCAGACCGCUCUGGAUGCAGCGCAAGGAACGGGUGAUGUGCCCGCUCCCUACGCGAAAGAUCCUUGGUUGAUAAACAUAGGAAUUAAGCGACAUCUAAGCGAAUCGCAUUCGAGAGACAUUGGCCAUCUGUCCACACUUGAAGGGAUUGAAGAAACGUUCGGAACAUGGGAGAAGAACCUCAUCCACAGCCUCAAAUGGGCUCUAUUGGCGUACACCUCAUUGCACCCGAGCUCCAGUGGAAGUAGCUCUACUGGCGAACACGCUUCGCCCUCGUCGAUCUCCGGUCUGCAUACCGCAGUUUCAAACAUCGACGCAGAGAAGGAAUGGCAAGCGUACCGCACUGCUCAUUUGGUGCCUAUCAUGAGGGACUCGGAUGAAAACCAAACGAGGAAGGACGACUACCCCGGCGCCACUGACCCGUUCGUGGCGAUGGUCAAAGAGGGACCCAUGUUACGGAAAUCAAAGAUCCGUAAACAGUGGCACGCGCACUGGUACUGUCUCACGGCCGCAGGGUGGCUGCAUCAGUUUGACGAGCGUCCCAAAUUAGACAACAUCACAGCAUCGGCAGCCAGCCUCACCACUCACCAACCCAGCGUCAAGAACAGCGUGCAGCCCCCGCCCGUGAUGAGCUGGUGGCUGAAAGAGUAUGUGAUGGCGGACCAGGCCGCUACAGAGUUUCACCUCACGCACACGAAACCCAGAGCCCUCGGUCUCCGGCGCAAACCCCGAACGUACCAAUUCUCGACCAACUCGCUGUCGGAUUCAACCUCCUGGGCAACUGCCAUCGCGCCCUUUGUCGCGAUGAGGUCCCAGCCGAACUCCCACAGAACGUCCGUCGCGGGUUUCCCGCUUCGCCCCGCGCCGCUUGCACCAGAUGCCCCGGCUUCGGUCACUGGAGCACCGGUUCAAUUCCCCGAGCAGCCGGCCCAUCAAUCGAUCUCGAGGCUGGCUAGUCGGUCAUCCGUCGCAUCAACGGCUUCCGCAAAAUCGCUGACCAACGCGGAAUCCGAGACCCCGCCUCGACAUGCAAGUGUGCAUCGCCACGAAUUGCCUUCGAUCCCUGCAGAGUCGAAUAAUCGCGAAAACGGAACGGAGUCUACACCCCCACCCAUCCUCUCAAUGUCGCCCGUGGCACGAAAAUCAAUGGAUGUCGAAAAGCACCGGCAGCAGCAGCAGCGGCUGUAUGAUCUGCCUACCCCACCGUUGGAGGCUCCGGGAGUGUCGCCGGCGGCUGAUCAGGAUGUUUAUGCACAUGAUGGGCAUCCUCAGGUGAAUCAUUACGACGAUCCAGUUGCCGCUUGAUGAUGCUGCGAAGCACUUGGCUCCACCGAUUGUAGUGAUCCUAUGCCGCAGCAUGCAAGUCCAUGGUGGAAGCGAAGAUACGGUCCUCUGUGUGCGAUGUCAAUCGUUGAUCAAUGUCCGCGUUGUUCUCUCGAGUCCCGUCUCCAAAAUUACAUCCAUGCAAAAAGCGAAUAUGUUGGGCAAAACAUCCCCCUCCCCAUCUUGUCAUCCGAGUAAGUGUAUCUAGUGUAAGUGUAUAAAACAGAAUUCGUGAAUGAGAGCUCGCGAUGGGAG